CUUCCGUUUAAUGUUAGGAGGGAAAAUUGAUUGCAUAAAAUGAAGAUAGUAACUUUGUUAAUGAUAUUAGUUAAUGUAUCCAUGAAAAGCUAAUCAUAUUUGAAGUGUAGAAAUUUCCAUUAUGUCUAGACGGGGCAAAAAGAGGGUUGAUUACUCUCACUUUGGAAUGCUGGAUGAAGAUGAUGAUGAUUUUGCUGAAUUUACUCCCCCUGCAUCAAAAAAGAUCAAGACAUCCUCUUCAAAAUCCGAGGGAAAACCCAAAGACAAAAGUUCAAGUAAAAAUGAGAAAAACAAGAACAGUAGAACAGAGAGAAAAUCCUUGAAUCGGCCAAAACCAGAUGAUGAACUUUUUGAAAAUGAACUUCAAAUGGCACUAGAAAUGUCCAUGAGUGAAUCACAGGAAGUGAAAGAAGAGAGCCCCCUGGUGGACAGUAACAAAGAAAAUAAAGCUCAGACAGAGAUGGAAUCUGUAAAGCAUGGAAAGGAAGAAGAUUCCUCUAAUCUUGUCAGUGUGGAGAAUGAAGUGAAGGGAGAUAGCAAACCACAUAAACCAGUUGUAGCCAAAACAAGUGAUGAUGAGAUAGAGGUAAUAGCCACAGAUAUUACAGAAAACAUUAAACCCAGGAGAGCGCCAGCUCCUAAAAAAUCAAAACAGCAGGAAGAGAGUGAUUUUGAAGAUGAUAUGGAUGAUGUUUCCAGUGAAGAUGAUGAUGAUGAUGAUGAUGAUUAUAUUGGAGAAGAUAGUGAUUUUGAUGACUGUAAAAAGAAAUCAAAGUCUAAAGCAAAGACAAAACAACCAAAAAAGUCAGCAGCACCUGCAAAAGUGAAAGCAGCACCAGUUUCAAAAGUGAAAGUAGCACCAGGAAAGGCUACUAAGCCAAGUGUGCCGAAAUCGACCGUGAAGACGCCCACUCUGAAGACGUCUAGUACAGCUAAACCUUCAGUUACCAGGCCUAGCCCUGUAAAUAGACCACCCCUGACCAGUCCCUCACCAAGAUGGAACCCUCCAGGUCCUGCAGGAAACAAGAAAAGUGAUGCAUCCUCUAUAUGUUCUCCAACAUCAGGCUUAAGACUCGGGCUGUCACGGAAUAUGAAACUCAAACCACUGCAUCCUAAUCUUCAAGUUCAACACUGAUAAAGUGAAUCAGUUUUUCCAGAAUUUUCUUACAGAAGAUUUAGAACCUGUGAAUAAUUGAAAUGUGCAUGAUAGAUCAACACAUAUUGGUCCAGUAGAUUCUACACACAAUUCACACACGUAGUUUUAUUUGUGCAUGAAUUUUUCAUCAGAACGCUGUGUAAGGGGAUACUUUUGCAAUAAGUAUUCAUCACAAUCCUUAAAACACUUGGCUUGAUAAGUCUUACCAAAUGCCAACCACAAGAAUGAAGUUCUACAUGUAUAUCUGAUUCACACACAUGAUUUGACUGGCAUGUUUAUGUGCAAAGCCUUAUUUAAAUUAAGUAAUUGUUUUUCUCUCCUAUGUAACAUCUCUGAUCAAAUUCCUCCAAUAAUUUAUUGGUGCCUCAAAGAAAACAGCAGCUUUUUCUUUACACACUUUUAGUGCAAAACUACAAUUCUAAAUAUACAUUUAUAUGAAAAAUUGGUCCCUAAAAUACAUGUUUUAAUGAUUUCCUAAACAUUGUACUGAUACAUGUGAACUGUUGUGGUGGAACAAAAUUAAUUAACACUUCAUUAUUUUUAAUAUUCAUUUUAAUAUAUAUGUACAUGUAUAAAGUAAAAAUAGUAUUUGUGAAAAUACUGUCAACAAAUUUUCCAUGUUUACCAUCAUUGCCAUGUUCUGUCUUGUACCACUAAUAAAAGGCUGAGAGGAGUUGA
Molecule: messenger RNA, 1834 nt
Organism: Saccostrea echinata
Lineage: Eukaryota; Metazoa; Mollusca; Bivalvia; Ostreida; Ostreidae
Product: RAD51-associated protein 1-like
Exons: 8
Coding region: 122-1135 (337 amino acids)
Biological process (GO): nucleosome assembly; interstrand cross-link repair; double-strand break repair via homologous recombination
Cellular component (GO): nucleosome
Molecular function (GO): double-stranded DNA binding; single-stranded DNA binding; structural constituent of chromatin
Source: RefSeq, a predicted model, not a curated record